Entrophospora candida is the source of this 530-nucleotide messenger RNA. NCBI's taxonomy places the organism in Eukaryota, Fungi, Glomeromycota, Glomeromycetes, Entrophosporales, Entrophosporaceae. The record is from the annotation of a GenBank genome assembly.
ACGUUUCCCAAACAACUAGUCAUGAUGUUCUGGAUGUUCCUCAAAUAAUUAGUCAAGAUGUUCCAGAUGUUCUUCAAAUAAUUAGUCAAGAUGAUCUUCAAAUGGAGCUUGAUCAAGAUGUACAAGUACCUGAUGAUCAAGACAAUCAUCAAAUAGUAACUUAUCAAAAUGAACAUCAGAUAGUACAAGAAUCUAAUCAAGACUCUUGUAGAAAAAAAAAAUGGUCACAACAUGAGAUGAAUAUUAUCAUAGAAUUUAUCUUAGAUAAAAAAAUCAAUAUUAGAAAACUUAGAGGAAAAGUUAUUGAGGGUGUUGAGAAACUUGACCAUGCAUCAACAUUGGCAAUUCUUGCUAUCCACAUUUCUUUUAAUGUAUCACCACUUUUUCAAUUGUCAACUGAAAAACAUGAUGAUAGAUUUGCAGAGUCAACUGCAUCAAAACUGACACCUACAUUUUCAGAAAUUGAUGAGGAUAUCCAUAUCCAACUAGGAUUAGAAUGCAGUUCAUUGAGUCUAGCAAAGGAAUUUUGA